This is a messenger RNA of Sorghum bicolor (sorghum), 1596 nucleotides long. RefSeq lists its product as uncharacterized. The record is from RefSeq and is a predicted model, not a curated record. Bases 170 to 793 code for a protein of 207 amino acids. The transcript is spliced from 2 exons. NCBI's taxonomy places the organism in Eukaryota, Viridiplantae, Streptophyta, Magnoliopsida, Poales, Poaceae.
GCACCAUCGUCCACCGGAUCUGAAGAAGGCCGCGCCGGGAAGAAAGCCGCGCCCUUGCUCCUCACCGGCGCCGCACUUCAUCCCUCCUGUGCCCCUGCUCCUCACCGGCGCAUCCUUCCUCCCUCUGUGCCCUUGCCCUGAGCUCCACCACCUCCAGACCAAGCACAAGAUGGUUUUGUUUGAUGACGAUGAAGAUAACAUUAUGAACCAAUUCUUCGAAGACGAUGAUGAGUCUGAUGAUGAUGCUCUUAUCUUGAGCUUGAUUGCAAUUGAUGAGGAAGAUGAGAGAAGGAAGAAGAGGCGACGUGGAUCAGUCCAUGGACGUGAGGUUGUUUACAGAGACAUACAUGGUGGCAAUUUGAGACUUGUUGCCGACUAUUUUGCAGAUGUACUAGUGUACAAUGAUAAAUUUUUCAGGAGAAGGUUUCGGAUGUCAAGAAAUCUAUUUUUGCGGAUUGUUGAAGGUGUAGAAGCUCAUGAUGACUAUUUCAGGCAAAGGCCAAAUGUUGUAGGGCUACUUGGUGCCACUGCAUUGCAGAAGGUGGUUGGUGCAAUUCGUAUACCAGCCGAUUCAAUGGAUGAGGUAGUGAGAAUAGCAGAAAGCACAAUGAUUGAGGCCUUCAAGCAUUUUGUUACAGCUGUAGUAGAUGUCUUUGGAGAUCAGUACUUGAGACCUCCAAAUGAUGAUGACAUAGGGAAGCUUUUGGCCUCAAAUGAAAGGAGAGGAUGGCCAGGCAUGCUGGGUUGCAUAGAUUGUAUGCAUUGGCGAUGGAAGAAUUGUCCUACAGGUUGAAAAGGAUACUAUGAAGGACAUGCUGAUGGUCCUACAAUGAUCCUUGAAGCCGUGGCUUCUCAAGAUUUAUGGAUUUGGCACUCCUUUUUUGGACUACCGGGCUCGCUCAAUGACAUCAAUGUAUUGCUGCGAUCACCACUAUUCCAAAGGUUAAAAUCUGGAACUUCUCCUCCUGUUGAGUACUUUGUGAAUGGCAACAAAUACAAUAUGGGAUACUACCUAGCUGAUGGCAUUUAUCCUUCAUGGGCUACUUUUGUGAAGAGUUUUCGAAACCCACAAGGCAACAAAAAAAUUCACUUCACACAAGCACAAGAAUCUGUGAGGAAGGAUGUAGAGAGAGCAUUUGGAGUUCUUCAGUCUAGGUUUGCCAUGGUGAGAGGACCUUGUAGGAUGUGGGACAAGGAUACCAUUUGGUACAUCAUGACCGCCGCUGUUAUUUUGCACAACAUGAUCAUAGAAAAUGAGAAGGGGGCUGAGGAAGAGGAUUUUGACUAUGAUCAAGAUGGUGGUGAGGUGUUAAGGCCAGAGGAUUAUCAUCGUGACCCACUCGUUUUGAGUGACUUCUUGCGUAUACAUAAUGAGAUUGAAGACCGAACAAUUCAUGAGCAACUUCGUGAUGAUUUAAUGGAACAUUUGUGGGCACGUCAUGGUUCGUCAUAGUGAGAUUUAGAUUAUCUCCGUUGUGUGGGCUAUUUUGAACUAUGAGAUUUAGAUUAUGUCCACUCGUUUUGAACUCAAUUUGAACUUUGUAAUAUCCUACUUUGAAUAAUUAUGUUUGAACUAUGAGUUUUAUUUGUGUUUGA